This is a messenger RNA of Aspergillus campestris IBT 28561, 1599 nucleotides long. Its product is annotated as DNA-directed DNA polymerase delta subunit POL31. Lineage: Eukaryota; Fungi; Ascomycota; Eurotiomycetes; Eurotiales; Aspergillaceae. Gene Ontology annotation, biological process: DNA strand elongation involved in DNA replication; DNA replication. The transcript is spliced from 5 exons. The record is from RefSeq and is a predicted model, not a curated record. Gene Ontology annotation, molecular function: DNA binding. Bases 1 to 1599 code for a protein of 532 amino acids. Gene Ontology annotation, cellular component: delta DNA polymerase complex.
AUGGCGACCGAUACGCAGUUUCUGCGCCCGCCGAGUGAUGAAGAAUAUGCGCCAAUCCAACGCGAAACCUCCCUCUACAACCCCCUCCACACCUUCCAAUUGCCCCCCGGUCAAGACCGACACUACCAGCAACAAUAUGGCGACAUGUACUUCCUGCGCCUGGCCAAGUUAAAACCGGCCGCGGAGCAGAUUGCCCUGGAAGCAUGGGAUGGGUUCAGCAUUGCGGGGGAACAUGCGCGGAGGGUGGAUCGCGUCCUGGACGUUAGACAGGGAGAGCUGUGCUGGGUUGCGGGGACGAUCUUUAUGGAUAUGCCGCUUAAGCCUAAUAUUUUGGAUGAUCUUACGAAAGAGAACUUCACCCUGGCACCUCCGCCACGCCCAACCUACCUCGACCUAGCACAUCCGGAGUCCACGCAGAUCAUGUUGGAAGACGAGUCGGGCCGGCUGCGCCUGACGGGGAACAUGCUGCGGUCAACUCCGCUGGUUACGGGCGCGAUCGUUGCCGUGCUGGGCACGGAAAAUAGGAACGGCGAUUUUGAAGCCAUCGACAUCAAGGUCCCGGACUUCGCGCCACAGCCCCGGCGGUGGGAGAGGGACGCCGAUCAGAAGAGGACCGGGAAGGGCAAGAUUGCGCUCGUCAGUGGUCUGGGAAUCACCGGGACCUCGAGCGAUACGCUGUCGUUGGAGCUCCUCUCCGACUACUUGCUGGGCUACACCGGUUCUACGACCGCUGCCGCACAAGACGGCGCACUACCGGACCCCUCGAGCAUCACCCGACUGGUCAUCGCCGGCAACUCAUUGGGCGCACGGGUAACGACGGGCUCGUCGAUUGACAGCGCGGCCGGUAAGAAGAAGGCCGGCCCUAGGAAAUAUGGAUACGACGCCUCGGCGUACAACCCCUCUCCGAUCACGCAGCUGGACGCUUUCCUCGCCGAACUCCUCCCCAGUAUCCCUGUCACCCUCAUGUCCGGCGAAAGCGACCCGGCCAACUUUGCCCUGCCGCAGCAGCCCAUUCACCGGGCCAUGUUUCCUCGGGCGCGGGCGUACUGCGCCCCGCCUCCGUCCGGCGACGGAGAGCCGGAGCCGGGCUGGUUUGACAGCGUGACGAACCCCUGGGAGGGCGACGUGGACGGGUGGCGGCUCUGGGGCAGUAGCGGCCAGAACGUCGACGACGUUCUCCGGUACUUGGAUUUCGGCGAUCCGGAGGGCGACGACCCCGAGGGCGAUGCCGAGCCGCGCAUGCGUGUCAUGGAGGCCAUGCUCCGCUGGCGAUGUGGCGUUCCCACCGCCCCAGAUACACUCUGGUCAUAUCCGUUCCAAUCGCACGACCCAUUUGUGAUGGAGUCCUGUCCGCACCUCUUCUUCGCGGGGAACCAGCCACGGUUCAAGACGACAGUGAUCGAGGGCGACUCCCCGCUGAAACUCAACGGAGACGUCGAAAUGACCGACGCGGAUGAACCCAGCGGCGGACCUCGCGUGCGUCUCUUAUCGGUGCCCCGGUUCCGAGAGACCGGCGAGCUGGUCCUGGUCGACGCGGAGACGUUAGAGGUGGAGGUGGUGCAAAUCGGGACAUUUGCGGGCAAGGAAGAGAAAAAAUAA